CCUCCCAACGUAGCCGGCGCAGCGGUCGCACAAGUCGAGCCAGACAUGAUGACAGAGCUUGCUGAAGCUGAGAACAAAGUGAUUGCGGUCAUGAACACAGCCAUCACCGUCAUCAAGGCCAUGAAAGCUAAGAUGUCGGCAAAAGUUGGUGCACCGGUUGCGGACGAUGCGGACAUAGACAAGCUGACAAGAGAAUAUGUUGCCUCUGUUGAGAGGAUUCAAGACAUUCUGCAAGGAAUGCUCAUGGGUAGCCAUGAGAGGCUGUCGUACAGGCCAUACAAUCGGACAUCUUACGGUCAUCUCCUCGACCUCUCGAUCACAGCGGACGAGGUGGCGCAUGUUCACAAGCAGCUCGCAGAACUCAAAGACCUGCUGGAGGCUUCAGCUUUGAAGCCUGAUAGCAAGCCAGUGGAGGACGUAUCGGCUGUCGUCAAUUUGGAUUAGAGUGGUUCGAUGUCUCGGAAUGUGUUUUUGGCCUUCGUCAUGAUCAUUCAAGGCACGUCUUUGUAGAUAUGAGAUGCUUCAUGUUGCACAUGGAGCGAUAAUUACGAAUUCAUUUCGUUCUUG
Guillardia theta CCMP2712 is the source of this 567-nucleotide messenger RNA. RefSeq lists its product as hypothetical. The transcript has 5 exons. The coding region runs from base 46 to 444 and encodes 132 amino acids. Lineage: Eukaryota; Cryptophyceae; Pyrenomonadales; Geminigeraceae. The record is from RefSeq and is a predicted model, not a curated record.